Necator americanus (New World hookworm) is the source of this 741-nucleotide messenger RNA. RefSeq lists its product as uncharacterized. Bases 1 to 741 code for a protein of 246 amino acids. The record is from RefSeq and is a predicted model, not a curated record. Lineage: Eukaryota; Metazoa; Nematoda; Chromadorea; Rhabditida; Ancylostomatidae. The transcript has a single exon.
AUGCGAAGAACAAUCGAUCAGUAUCCUCCCGACAUCGACUUAGCACCAUUAGAAUGCCCCUUGAAUGAUCUCGACGAUUUUGUUAUAUUCGACACCUCGAACGGGAAUCAGGCGGACGGACAAUGGAUCGAACUCGUCGAUGAGCUCUGUCACCUAGACUGUAUGCUGAGAAACAACGCCAGCUACAAGAAAGAUAUUCAGCAAAGAUGCGAUAAGGUCAUUUCUGCAUUCAUCUCCUUAACGAAAUGCCUGUGGUCGACCCCCAUCACCAACGAAGUCAAGCUGCGAGUCUACCUAUCCGCAAUUCGCCCCAUCAUGAUGUACGGGUCGGAGAGUUGGGCAGCAGUAACUACGGUGAUGGAGAGGCUUGAUUACACGGAAAGAAAGAUGUUUACACGGUUGGUUGGCUACUUUUGGCUUAGAGUAUGUCACAAUGAUUACGUAGAACUUGACGUGGUAUACAGGCCGAAGCUGACACGUGGAAAAUAUCAACAUCUUGCACCGCCAUCGAAAGUGGCUACAGAAAAUCGUCUUCGCUUAUUUGGUCAUAUAUUGAGAAGACCACCAGAUCGCCUUGUUCAACGAGUUUCGAGGAGUUGGUCGGGUUUAAGCUGGAAGAGGCCACCUGGUCGAAAGCAUAAGUUCUGGACUGAGGCGGUGAAAGAGGAACUGAAAACACCCGACGUAGAUAAGCAGUUCAGGCGAGACAUAAAAUUUCGCAGGAUAUGCAAUAGCGACUAA